AUGAAUGCAGAUGAAGCAAGAAAGAAUGAGCCAUAUGCAGCUGAUCAAAGGGCUGUUAUUGAUAAGACACCAUCGCAGUGCGGUGCGCAUGAGGAUGCGUUUGAUAAAAUGAGGGCGAGAGCAGCAUUCCUUCUGAACCAAGCACACCAACAAACACUCGCAUUCAAGCAACAGGCUGAGGCAAGUGGAACUUUUCGAAUUGCUUGUGAUCAAAUAGACGCAGGCCUUAGCAGUCGAUUACGCACCUUUACUAUAACGAAAUGGGCUGGCAAGCCAUCGCAGCUGAGUCCUUUGAAGUUCGCUUCUCAUGGUUGGAUUUGCGUUUCUUCGGAUUUGCUCGAAUGUGUGUCAUGCCAUCAUUAUUUGAGUGUUGAGCUGCCUUCAUUGGCGGAUACUGCUGUGACUGUUUAUCGGAAAGCGAUCAGGUAUAUUUUUUCAAAUACAAGUGAUACCGUACCGCUGAAGACACUCUCAAAUGCCAAUACCGAACACAGGUGGAAUUUGGAUGAGAGGAUUCAGGAUUGCCCAGAUUUCAGGUACGAAAUUAUGAAAGAUUUAGAUUUCUCGCGGAUAGAAGUGAUUAUUGCUGAUGGUGUGCAGGCCGUGGUGCUUGAAACCAGUGAGCAAAAGUGCAAAGCACUCACUCUUUUCGGCUGGCAGAAAAGGUUCCUUUUGAUGCCCAUGCAUUUUUGCAUCUGUGUGUGCAUAUUGUGUCUGCCUGUCUAA
Gongylonema pulchrum is the source of this 726-nucleotide messenger RNA. The record is from the annotation of a GenBank genome assembly. Lineage: Eukaryota; Metazoa; Nematoda; Chromadorea; Rhabditida; Gongylonematidae.